Messenger RNA from Strongylocentrotus purpuratus (purple sea urchin), 627 nucleotides. RefSeq lists its product as uncharacterized. Lineage: Eukaryota; Metazoa; Echinodermata; Echinoidea; Camarodonta; Strongylocentrotidae. The transcript has 3 exons. The record is from RefSeq and is a predicted model, not a curated record. The coding region runs from base 1 to 627 and encodes 208 amino acids.
AUGAGGCUUCUUGGCUGUGGUACAUACGCAGACGGUAGACUAAGCCGUCACAUCACUGGUCUUCACAAUCCAAAGAAGUCACUCGGGGUGAUUGCCUUGCAUGAUGAUGGUCAACUCCGUGUAGAGAAAUGCCAGCUAUCUACCGAGAUGACCAAAAAGUUGUGGUCCUGUCUUAGAUCAUUCACUUCACUGAACCGUCUCACCAUCUCAGACUCCUCUCUCAGUUUCCCUUCAUCUCCUCCUGACCUUCCACCAGUCACAAAGCUAUCAGCCGAUAGUGUGACGUCACAAAGCUAUGAAGGUCUGCUUUCAUCGCUUCCUGGCUUGACACAUAUCGAUAUUACUAUCGAUGAUGCAGAGAGAGACAUACCUCAGAUCACGGCUUGUCUUCGUCGGACCGGAGGACAGCAGCUCACAAACAUCGACCUUACAGCACCGCCAUCACUCCCAUCAGAGAAGCAGAGUGUAUCGAGAGAGACGAUGAGAGGACUGGGUCUUCUGAUCAGAGAACAAACCAGGAACCUGGAGUGGCUAACCCUGUUCAGAGUGAAGUGCACAGUCGAGGAAGACUUGGUUUACCUCAUCGAGUGCUGCAGACGGGUGAAGACGAUGUUAUGCGUGUGGUAG